AAGCUGAAAUGCAGAAGAAUGCAAGGAACAAGAAAACGGAAGUCUCAUGUAAAAGCAUAGUGGUUUCAGUUUUCUUCUUCCUCGCAUUCUUCUGCAUUUUAGGUUUACUGGAAUGCUUUAUUCGGACACACUCAUACAUUCUGCGCUCUGUACGCAGUCCGCCGUCCACCUCUGCUGAGGCGCUGUCUGCACUGUCUUUCAUCAUUCAUUGCGAUAUGACCGAGACCGAGAUGAAAGUUAUCUCAACGGCUGAUGUGUGCAUCGCCCUGCCCGUGCCCUCGGUCGACUCCCCCAGCACACACGCCGAAGUGAUUUCUUCGUCUGAUUCUAAGUGGACGUGGACAAUAAAAAUGAAUGCCUUGACUGUACCCUUUGACAGGACCCUCCGAGAGGCGAGAGUGUACUUGUCUGCUAUUGAUAAAAGUUUAAUGUCAUCAACUAGAUUAGUUAAAUGGGGAGGCUCAAUUGAAGUGUCUAUGAUAGCCCGAAAAGAUGAUUGCUAUGGUGUAGGAAAGCUGCCUGUUAUUGACCGCCCCCUCCAGACAUUUUAUGAAGUUUGUAGAGCGAAUUUUUAUACAUACUCAUUGCCUCAGGAGUUUAAAAUCACCAUUAAACUUGAAGUAUCUAAUGUCAUUCAAUUGGCACUAAAAUCAAAGCCAUCUGGUGGGACUGCCUGUCUUUUGAAGAGUUUGGAUUCAUUCCUGCUCUCAGGGUUGAUGUCUGAUGUUAAGCUCUGCACUGAAGGUCAAGAGAUUCCAGCACACCGCAUCAUCCUGGCUGCCCGCAGCGAAUUCUUUAAGGCAAAAUUCAAGCCUGAAUGGGACGGAAACACUGUUGAUGUCAAUUUAGAUCUUCCAAUACUGGAGGAAAUGCUCAGGUAUAUGUACACAGGAAGUUUUGGAGAUGAUGUUGAUUUGGUGAAGCUUCUCAUAGCUGCAGAUAUGUACCUGGUCUCAGACUUACGUGAGGAGGUCACAGAGAGGCUUAAGCAUAAUUUGUCAUCUAAUAUCAACAACGCUGCAUCAGCCUGCUGCAACUUAUUGAAAACAAGUGCUGCAAACAACAGUCCGUCUCUCUGGAUAGUUGUACUUCAUUACUUGAAAUCACAUCGUGAUCAGGUGCUGAAGUCUAAAGAGUGGGGUGAAUUCCAAAAGACCGACCGCCAGACAGCAGCAGAAGCCGUGCUUGACAUGUACAACCUCCCUGACUAGUUAUCUUUGAAAAGGACGAAUUAACUUAAACUACCACAUGUGUCAGAAAAGUUUAUUUUUUUGUCAUCUUUAGUUAUCAGAAUAUUAUCUUUGAAAUGGAUAUAUUACUAAAACUACCUCCUGUAUAAGAGAAGUAUUUUUUUUUUUUCUUUGUCAAGCAAUAAAUUUGUCAACUUGACAGAUAUUUAUAUAUAUUUUAAA
Molecule: messenger RNA, 1412 nt
Organism: Frankliniella occidentalis (western flower thrips)
Lineage: Eukaryota; Metazoa; Arthropoda; Insecta; Thysanoptera; Thripidae
Exons: 4
Coding region: 9-1211 (400 amino acids)
Biological process (GO): proteasome-mediated ubiquitin-dependent protein catabolic process; regulation of proteolysis
Cellular component (GO): nucleus; cytoplasm
Molecular function (GO): ubiquitin protein ligase binding
Source: RefSeq, a predicted model, not a curated record